AUGGAGAAACUUCAAGCUGCUAUUGAGAGAAAGAAUGUUCAGAAAACUCUAGAUAUCCUCCAUAACAACGCCUCAUCGAACAUAUUUAGAUCUAACUUAACGCAUCAUUAUUGUUCGUAUGAGGAGAGAGGGAAACCUGUAAGGACGACUGACGAUACGAUUCUUCAUCUUGCAGCAGCGCAUCUAGACGAGUCUCAAAACGUUAUCAUACAAGAGUUGGUUAAACUGUCACCCGAGCUGCUGGAACGUCGUAAACAAAAUGGCCACCAAGGGCAAACCCCCUUGCAUAUCCUUAUAGUUAGAAAUCAAAACGAAACACUAAGAAAAAUAAAGGAUUUGUUGUCCUCUGAUCUGACAGUUGGAGAUACUGUAAGAAAUAACAUAUUCAACCCCAAGGUAACAGGUGCACUUUUCUCCAAGACUGUCAUGGAGGGAGAACUACCCUAUAUAGUAGCAGCUCUUACUUUAGACACAAAAACUGCCAGAUUAGUGAUCGAGAUGACAGGUCAGCAUAUAAAGGCACAGAAUGGCAAGGGAAAUACGGUGUACCACUGUCUAGUGGAGCAUGCAGCCAGACACCCGAAUAAGAUACCGGAAGUAACAGCCAUGUGGGAUUUUCUUUCCUCUUUCGGAGGCGAAAAUGCAGCUGAUUUGAACGAUCUCCAUAGAAAAUCUGCGUUGGCGCCAAAAUACGCUUUUAAGUUAUCAAACCAUGAGAAUAUGCGACCAUUACAGCUAGCCGCCAAGCACGGUGUCCCACAACUAUUCAACGUGAUACUGGAUCAUGAAAAGAUCCCUAACGUCAAGGACAAACUUUUUGACUCAUAUCUUUAUGACAUAUCAGUCAUCGAUACAGUCACUCAUUUCAAAGUCCAAAGAAAAAAGAAAGUUGAAAUGAACCACAGCAAACCUAAUAAAGUGGGACCGUGUGAUGAUACACUUUCCCUGAACCCAGCAGCUCCAAGCAUUGAAGAAGUUGGGAGAGAAAUCGAAAAAGAAAAGUUUCAGUACAGCCAGAGUGUGUUAGAGAUGGUCUGUAAUGCGAAGAUUGCCAGGAACAAUAGUUCUGUCUUCGACAUUAUAAAACAACCUCCGAUGAAGAAGCUGAUUGAUCUGAAGUGGAAGACAUAUCGGACACAGUUCUUUCUCUGGAUGUUUUAUCACGCUGUCGUCAUGGUCUGGUACAGUAUAUAUGCUAUACAAUGGGCCUCGGUAACUUUCCCUUCCAACUCUACCCAGUCUGCAAUCACGAACGUCCAGAGAGCCUUUGUGAGCUUCAGUUCCAUCUCACUCAUUUUAACCGUGGGUGUACCUUAUUUCGCUUGUACCGUUUUACUAAUUGUGGCAAGAUGUCUACGCCCUAACACCCUUCAAUACCUAAAAACGGAUAUAGAAUACAUUGUAUUGUUGUUUCUGUUCUCAUUUUGCCUUCUUGUAGAUGGAGCACUGUACCACAUCAACCAGAAGCAUGAUUCCUAUUUUCUUCUUAUCUCUAAUCUCUCUGGAUGGUGGUUUUGCAUUUUCUAUUGUCGUGCUUUCAGAUCGGUAAGUUUCUACGUUGCAAUGAUACAGAAAGUAAUUUUUGGAGAUCUGCUUCGGUUCGGAUUAUUUAUCCUUUUGUCUCUGGUUUCCUUCACUAUUGCUUUCCAAGUCUUGUUCCAAGGCAUCGGAGUUCCAACUGCUUACGGCAGUGAAGACACAACCGAAUCGAUUCAAGUUUUCGCUGGAACACUGCUCACUAACACCCGACUAAUGUUUGGUCUUGUCGAUAUUGAGGUUCUUUACCAGGCUAGGGAGCCCGUGUUGGCCUAUAUUGUCUACAUGGUGUACGUAACCAUGACAUACCUAGUUCUUUUGAAUUCUUUGAUAGCAAUGAUUUCGGAAACGUGUGCCAAAGUGCGCGAAAACGAUAUCGCAUUUUUCCAUACUCAACGACUUUCUGUGAUACUAUUUUUAGAAGAAAUAUCCUAUCCCUUUUGGCGUUUGAGUGAAACGUUUAUCCCAAAUAUUCCAUUUGAAACACGGCCUGUAAAACGAAACGGGGUCGUUCUGUAUCAUAGCUAUUUCUUAAAAAUGACUGACAAACAAUCUGAAAAUGAACAAGUUGACGAAACUCCUAACGCUUUCAAUCAGCCCGUCCAACAAACAGAAUCCGUUACUGUAAACAUACAACAGCCUUUCUAUGAGGAAUACAUUGACAACGAAAAUAAAAAAGUGUCUGUACUCAAAUGGGGCAAUGGACAAUCACAGAAAAUCGCCCGAAACUAAACCUGUAUACAAGGGUGGGUUUCUUCCCCGAAGUCUCAAUUUUUAGUGGUUUUUACCAAAUGUUUUAAAAGAGAUGUAUUUUUCUUGUGAGUCAUAACUUGGUUAUGAUUCUCUGAGUAAAUUUUAUAUUCAAAUUACAGUUUACUACAUCACAAGAAUAUACCGACAUAAAAAUAAAAACAAAAGAAAGAUUUACUGAUAUCUAGGUCAAAUCCAGGUCAUGUCACAUUCUGAAUAAGAUAAAAAAAAAAUAAAAAUAUAAAUAAAUAAAGAUGCAAUUGAAGUGAAUGUGCUGAGUUCAUACUUAUUGAUGGAUCUUUCGUUGAGUGGGUAUUGAAGUCAAAAACGGAUCUUCUGGCCUCCUUGCAGCAUGUGGAAACUCUAAUGUGAAGUUAUUUUAAUCAUUAGAAAAUACUUAACAUGAACGAAAUUCAUUCUCU
This is a messenger RNA of Ylistrum balloti, 2708 nucleotides long. Its product is annotated as transient receptor potential cation channel subfamily V member 5-like. Gene Ontology annotation, biological process: calcium ion import across plasma membrane. The coding region runs from base 1 to 2268 and encodes 755 amino acids. Gene Ontology annotation, molecular function: calcium channel activity; protein binding. Lineage: Eukaryota; Metazoa; Mollusca; Bivalvia; Pectinida; Pectinidae. The record is from RefSeq and is a predicted model, not a curated record. The transcript has a single exon. Gene Ontology annotation, cellular component: membrane.